Messenger RNA from Rhagoletis zephyria (snowberry fruit fly), 3974 nucleotides. RefSeq names its product tolloid (gene tld). Gene Ontology annotation, molecular function: zinc ion binding; metalloendopeptidase activity; calcium ion binding. The record is from RefSeq and is a predicted model, not a curated record. Lineage: Eukaryota; Metazoa; Arthropoda; Insecta; Diptera; Tephritidae. Gene Ontology annotation, biological process: proteolysis.
UGUGCGGUGCGGUACUGAAUUCCAUGCGUUUAACGACGUAGUCCUGCGCAAGCGCGUGUGAAUUACAUUACGAUUGGAUUAGUGAUAUAAUUGAUCAUAAAAUAAUUUAAUUAAAUAAGGAAUUGAAUGCAAAGUGAACCAAAUAAUAAUAAAAAAAUUAAACUGGGAUACUAUUUUUGUGUAGCGAAGGAAACAAAUUUAUUAAAAUUUGUGCAUCAAAAUGGCUGUGUUGCAUAUAAGACAGUGCUUAUUAUUGCUGUUUCUACUACCAAUAACGGUAGCGCCUAGUGCCGCUAAACACGCACUAACUGAACAGCGCAAGCACAACCAGCGCUCCUUGACGCGUCAACAAAAAAGUGCACUUGCGCGUAAAUUACUCCUCGUCGAUGGUUUGCAAGUGGAGUCAGAGGGUUAUUUCGAUAUCGUUGAGCAACCAGAACAGUUUAUUGAAAUCGAUACACAAAUCGCGCCAGAAACCAAAGGCAAGCAUGGCGCCAUUGAACCGACGCAUCUAAAACAUCUACUCGACAUUGCCGCCGUACAGGCGGAGGCGGCUGCCGCCAUUGCAGCUGGCGACGAGGAGGCGAAAAACGUGUGGAGCCGCGCCAACGCAAAUCGGCCGGCCUUCCUCUUCGACAGCGCCGCCUUGUCGAAAAUACAAUCGAACACGAAAAGUAUCAGCAACGACGAUGGCGGGAAUUUUUUCUACGAACGCAAUAUUAUUGUGGAGCCGGCGCUUUCGGCGGCAAAGCUUAAAGCGGAACGCGAGCAAAAGAACGCAAUGAAAGGCGACGAUACAAGCGGGAUACCGCGCCAGCGACUACAGAGCUUGGCAUUUCGGAGGCGUUUGUUCAAACAACUUAAAGGCAAACGGCUACCGACUAGAAAAAGGCACAACAAGCGGCGCACGAAAACCCACUCUCAUAACGAAGCGAAAAGCAGGCACAACAACAAAUUUAAACAAAAUCAUAAAUCUAAACCACACUCAUUCCAUCAUCUCCUAAAUGUUUCAUAUUUAAAUGCAGUUUCACGCCCACGACGUGCAGUAACCGCUAAAAAGGAGCGCAUCUGGGAUUACGGUGUAAUACCAUACGAAAUCGACGACAUCUUCAGUGGCACACAUAAGGCACUCUUCAUGAAGGCCAUGCGCCAUUGGGAGAACUUCACCUGUAUAAAAUUUGUGGAACGCGAUUCCAAAAUACAUCCCAACUAUAUAUACUUCACGGUUAAGAAUUGUGGUUGCUGUUCGUUUGUGGGCAAGCGGGGAACUGGGCGUCAAGCCAUUUCGAUUGGCCGUAAUUGCGAAAAAUUCGGAAUUGUAGUGCACGAACUUGGACAUGUUGUUGGAUUUUGGCACGAGCAUACACGCACGGAUCGCGAUAAGCAUAUAAAUAUCAAUAAGGAUAACAUCAUGAAGGGACAAGAGUAUAAUUUCGAUGUACUCUCGCCGGAAGAUGUCGACUCACUGGGAUUACCAUACGACUACAAUUCCAUCAUGCAUUAUGCAAAGAAUACCUUUGCCAAGAAUGUUUAUUUGGAAACGAUACAGCCAAUUGGAUUGUCAAAACCUCAACACAUUGAAAUCGGCCAGCGGCUGCGUUUAAGUCCAGGUGACAUCGUUAAAGCAAAUCUUUUGUAUAAGUGCAGCAGUUGUGGACGCACAUUUCAGGAGCAUUCUGGACAGAUAGUAUCACCGCAUUAUGAAUACUCCUAUGCGGCAAUGGAAGCCAAUAAUGCGGUUGAUGAUGACGGAAGUGGUGAUUAUGAGGUCAGUGAUUUUGACAAAUCGCUAGAGAGGUGCGAAUGGCGUAUCACAGCGACAAAUGGGGAACGUAUCAUAUUACAAAUACACCAAGUGCAUUUGCUAAAGUCCACAGAUUGUUCUACGGAUUAUUUGGAAAUACGCGACGGUUAUUGGUACAGAUCACCCGUUAUUAAGAGACUUUGUGGCAACGCUACUGCAGAAACAAUAAAAAGCACCUCAAGCCGGAUGCUCAUCAACUAUGUUAAUCGAAAUGCCAAUAAAGGGUUUCGCGGGUUUUCUGCUGAUUUUGAAGUUACUUGUGGUGGCGAUAUCUUCCUCACCGAAGAUCGACGCAUCGACUCACCCAACUACCCUCUGGAGUAUCUCGCUGACAGGGAAUGCAUUUGGCGCAUUACUGUGCCGGACAAUCAUCAAGUUGCGCUGAAAUUUCAGUCAUUCGAAUUGGAAAAUCAUGAUAACUGUGCUUACGAUUAUGUGGAAAUUCGUGACGGCAACAGCAGUGAUUCUCGGCUAAUUGGCAUCUACUGUGGAUACUUAUUGCCGCCAAAUAUCAAGACCAAUUUAAAUCAAAUGUAUGUAAAGUUUGUAUCAGACGGCUCGGUCCAGAAGGUUGGCUUUUCUGCGGUUUUCCUGCAGGAGUACGAUGAAUGCAAAUUUUCCAAUCAUGGCUGCCAGCACGAAUGCAUCAAUACAUUGGGGAGCUAUCAGUGCGCCUGUUUUGCCGGCUACGAGCUACAGGCCGAUGGACGUUCCUGCGAAGAUGCGUGCGGCGGUAUUAUCAAUGCCUCUACUCCCAACGGCACUCUCAAUUCGCCGUCAUAUCCGGAUAUGUAUCCCAUAUCGAAAGAGUGUGUGUGGGAGAUUGUUGCGCCGCCCAGUCAUGCAGUUUUCCUCAAUUUCACACACUUCGAUUUGGAAGGAACAAAAUAUCAAUACACUGAGUGCAAUUAUGAUUACCUGUUGGCUUAUUCCAAGUUGCGCGAUAGUCGUUUGAAGAAAAUCGGCAUUUAUUGUGGACGAGAGUUGCCCCCCGUUCUGAAGUCCGAACAUAAUAUAUUACGUUUGGAGUUUUUUUCAGACAAGUCCAUACAACACACAGGAUUUUCGGCAAAGAUUCUUAUCGAUUUGGAUGAGUGCAGCAUAAACAAUGGAGGUUGCCAACAUCACUGCCUCAACACUUUCGGCUCGUAUAAGUGUACCUGUCGCAAUGGUUACACUAUUGACGAGAAUCGACACAACUGCACCGAAACCAAAUGUAAAUUCGAAAUUACAAGUCCAAAGGGGAGCAUCUACAGUCCUAAUUACCCGAACGAUUAUCCUCGAAAUACCUAUUGUUUUUGGCACUUCCGCACUGUACUCGGUCAUCGUGUGCAGUUGACAUUUCACGAUUUCGAAAUGGAAAAUCAUCAGGAGUGUUUUUACGAUUAUGUCGCAUUAUACGAUGGUAAAACAGAAAACAGCUCAACUUUGGGCAUCUACUGUGGUGGGCAUGAACCUUAUGCGGUGGUGGCAUCUACAAAUGAAAUGUUUAUGGUACUGUGGACAGAUGCGUCACUUCAACGAAAAGGAUUUAGAGCAACAUAUUCAACAGAAUGUGGUGGUUACUUGCGGGCGACUAAUCAAACGCAGGUCUUUUACUCACAUCCACGCUAUGGUCAUCGUGUUUAUAAUCGUCAUAUGUACUGUAAUUGGCGAAUACAAGCUGAUUCUGAAAGCAGUGUUCAAAUUAAAUUUUUGCACUUUGAAAUCGAAUAUUCAGACCGCUGCGAAUAUGAUUCAGUGGAAAUUAGAGAAGAAAUUUUUGAAGAAAAGUACAUGCGAAAUAGCAAUCAUGGUCGUUUUUGUGGCAAUAGGAAACCACCCACAAUUAAGUCAUACACUGACACCUUACUCAUGCGUUUUCAAACGGACGGCAGCACUUCAUUGCGCGGCUUCGCCGUUUCCUUUGUAGCAGUAGAACCACCGGAUGAGGACUUGAUAGAUGAUUUAGAUGCAGUGACGCCGUUUCCUGGUUAUAUGCGCAGCAUGUACUAUGCCUCGGAUACGGGUAGCGAUUAUGAUGAUGAUUAAUAUGUGGCAAUAAUUUAGCAUGUAUUGCUUGUUUGUUAUUACUGAUGUACAAUUAGUCGGUUUAUUAAUGGAAAUAUAAGUCAUUUUAAUGUACUCAUGAUGUAUUGUAUAUAUUUAUUUAUGUAUAUAAGAUUUUGUG